Molecule: messenger RNA, 1216 nt
Organism: Theobroma cacao (cacao)
Lineage: Eukaryota; Viridiplantae; Streptophyta; Magnoliopsida; Malvales; Malvaceae
Gene: MOS4
Product: modifier of snc1,4
Biological process (GO): mRNA processing
Cellular component (GO): catalytic step 2 spliceosome; precatalytic spliceosome; Prp19 complex
Source: RefSeq, a predicted model, not a curated record
UUUCCAUUUUUAUUUUUCCAAAAUUGAACACAAAACCCCAGCCGGGCGGCGAUAGUUGGUUACUAAAACUUCUCGAAAACAGUAUCAGAGAGGUGAAGUUGUGAAGCUUGAAAGACAAUGGGUGGCAACGGCGGAGAGAUCCUUAUGUUGGAGGCACCGCCGGAGGCUGCUCGGCCGUGGGCCUCUGCUUCCAGUGCGGAGAUUUUGGACGCAUUACCCUACAUAGACGACGACUACGGGAACCCUAAGGUUAAGGAAGAGGUUGAUCGAUUGGUAGAGGAAGAGAUGCGUAGGAGUACCAAGAAGCCCGCGGACUUCCUCAAGGAUUUGCCCCCCCUGCCCAGCUUUAAUUUUCAGAAUCACCCCAUGGUUGGCAAAGAGUAUGAGCGGGUAAGAGCGGGGAGGCCACCCGUGACCCUUGAUUUUUCCUCGCGCUAUCAAGUGGAAACACCGGCCAUCAAUAAGAGAAAUGAUGAGGGUUCUUGGAAGCAGGCACUUCACAGAUCUCAGCGCUCUUUACAACAUCAAGUCAUUAGGUUGGAGAAUUUGGAGUUGAUGUUAAAAUACGGCCCUGACGUUUGGAAACAUAACAACCAACGGUUGGAAGGGUUUUUGGCCAGAAUGCAAAAAUUAGCUCAGCAGCAAAAUGACCAAAUUGAAACUGUAAACCGUGAAAGAAAAUAUCAUCAGCAAAAUACUGCCUACGAACUCAACGCUUUAUCUGCACAAUGGAAGGAGCUUUGUCUGAAAAACAUAGAAAUUCAUUCUGCAUGUGCUCAUAUUGAAAAUCAUAUAGAAGAAUUGAGGAGAGAAGCUGCUGAGAGAGGCUGGAACUUGGAAGCUAAUUUAGAGAAUGGUGCUUUGUCACCUUCAGGAUAGCGAGGCUUUCGAAAGAUUCAGUGGCUUGAUAUGGUUAGCGAAGCUUGCAACUGCUUAGUAGUGUCCUCAAUGCCAUGUUCCUGGUUUAUGCUGGCUUAUGGAUGGAAAGUUGUAGCAGUUUUAUGGGCAAGAUCAUAUCCUGAUUCUACUUGAGAAUUCCCUCAUUUUUCCUGUAUUGAAUCCGUUCAACUGUAUUGUACUUUUAUACCAUGAUCUUAUAAUUGUCAAAGAAUAGACUGAUGUUCUCCGUGUAAGAACAACUCAGAUAAGUGUAAGAAACCCUUUUGUUUAGAGAGCUUAAUUGUCCUAUUUUUUAUGCAUUCAACCAUUUUGGUCC